AUGGGAGGAAAGCUUGGAAAGGAGAAAGGAAAGGGCAAAAAAGGCCCGGGCAGUAAAGCUCAAAGCAAAGAAGAAAAGAGUCCACAGCAAAACUUGAAGGCACCAAAAGCUAGCAAUAAGUCCCUGGUUUGUGCUUGGCAUUUCUUGUGCCUCUGUAUCUACGCUGCUAUACACUGGUAUGAUUAUAAGCUGGUCUCUGAGUGUCCUAAUCUGGAAAGAUUCUUCCCUGGAGCAUAUGCGUUUGGUGGUAGAUGGAAGUACCUGACAGCUAUAACAAUGAUAGACAUAAUAUACGAUGCAUGCCCUUACAAAAACCUAAUGCUAGUCUAUUACUGCCUUGCUUUCUUCAAUGACCUCUUUACCAAUUUUACUUCAUUCGUAAGCUGGUUCUUCACUACUACUAUAUGGCCUCUUGCUUGGGUAGUGACUAUCUUUUUCUGGGUAUUGUAUGCAAUGGACAGGCAGCUCAUCUAUCCAAAGGUUAUGGACGAAUAUUUCCCGGUUGCCAUAAACAUGUGUUGGCAUGUCGUCCUCUUUCCUGUCGUUCUUCUUGAAGUUGCCAUUGUCCAGCACCGCUAUCCCUCUCAUCUGGUCUCUGCCAUCACUCUCUUCCUAAUAGGAGGAUCCUACACAAUCUGGACAAUUGUCGUUUAUAAUAAUACGGGUAGAUGGACUUACGGCUUCAUGAGGGGUUUCAAUUAUCUUGGAUUCUGUGCCUUCUCGCUGAUAUCGUCUUUUGUUUCUAUUUUGUUUUAUUAUAUUGGGAGGUUCUUGUCUGGAUUGAGAUGGGGCUGA
Molecule: messenger RNA, 795 nt
Organism: Amphimedon queenslandica
Lineage: Eukaryota; Metazoa; Porifera; Demospongiae; Haplosclerida; Niphatidae
Product: androgen-dependent TFPI-regulating protein-like
Exons: 5
Coding region: 1-795 (264 amino acids)
Cellular component (GO): endomembrane system; membrane
Source: RefSeq, a predicted model, not a curated record